AUGGUGGGCGCAUUUCCAGUAUUCAAAUUAGGAGUUCUUGCAGUAAAGCAGAUUAGCCGUCCUAUUGCAAAUCGUCUUAAACAAAGGGCCACAGUUAACGGCUUUUUCCGCGCCUAUGUUUGUAUUCCUUCCGGCCAAUUUUAUCACUUUUGGGACACGCGGCUUAAGCUUCAGUUGCUGGGUUUAGGCAAGCCAAAAGAGGUCAAGAAGCUAACAGAUGAGAAUGCCGCAGAAAUUGGUGCCGGUAUUCUCGGUGAAGUUAUUAUAUUCAGCAUCGGAACCUUCCUUAUCUAUCUCGAAUAUCGACGACAGGCUAGAAAUGAGACCUUGAAGGAAUGCAAAGCUCGCUCCGAUGUGGAAACGCUCCAAGAAGCUGUAAAAAAUCUCGAAUCCCGAGUGGCUUCACAAUCUGAAGCUAUUUACCAGAUGUCAAAGCAACUCGAAAGUGUAAAGUAG
Rodentolepis nana is the source of this 456-nucleotide messenger RNA. NCBI's taxonomy places the organism in Eukaryota, Metazoa, Platyhelminthes, Cestoda, Cyclophyllidea, Hymenolepididae. The record is from the annotation of a GenBank genome assembly.